Molecule: messenger RNA, 420 nt
Organism: Juglans microcarpa x Juglans regia
Lineage: Eukaryota; Viridiplantae; Streptophyta; Magnoliopsida; Fagales; Juglandaceae
Product: cell number regulator 10-like
Exons: 4
Coding region: 1-420 (139 amino acids)
Source: RefSeq, a predicted model, not a curated record
AUGAACAUUGACCAUCGCUCCGGUCGGCAGCCGAAAUGGUCUGCUAGCCUUUUGGACUUUGAAGACGUGGGUACAUGUUGCAUAACAUGCUGUCUCCCGUGCAUCACCUUUGGCCGAAUUGCUGAAGUUGUGGAUGAAGGCCAAAGCUCUUGCGUUGCUCAAGGCUUCGUGUAUGGGUGUUUGAUGCUGUUCCAAUGCCAGUGGGUGAUCUCCUGCAUGUAUAGAGAGAAAUUAAGAUCAAAAUUCGGACUACCGGAAGAUCCUUGCUGCGAUUGCUGUGUACAUUUCUGCUGUGAACCAUGUGCUCUUUGUCAAGAGCAUGCAGAGCUCAAACACAGAGGCUUGGACCCCUCCAUAGGUUGGAUUGGCCCACCAAAUGCUCCUCCACCUCUACAGAUGCCUCCAUCCAUGUAUAAAUGA